Messenger RNA from Suillus discolor, 717 nucleotides. RefSeq lists its product as uncharacterized. The transcript has 5 exons. The record is from RefSeq and is a predicted model, not a curated record. Bases 56 to 619 code for a protein of 187 amino acids. Lineage: Eukaryota; Fungi; Basidiomycota; Agaricomycetes; Boletales; Suillaceae.
AGCGUGUUUCUCACAUAAUAUCACAGAAUUCACCUCCUGGCCACUGCGCUUCGUCAUGAUACGACAUGGUCCCACACGGCUUAUUAGCUUUCUCUUUAUUACGCUCAUACUCAGCAUCGCGCCAGUCGAAGCUGCCAUGAACAAGUGGGAGGUGACAAACUUCUGCAAAUGCAUCUGCUUCUCUGCCAACUAUACGAUCUUAUCCCUGAACACGCCCGACAACCCCUCCAAACCUUGUCUAUCGUGCACCAAGCAGUGGUGCUUGAAUCAGAAUCUGCCUAUCUGCGCCGGUGCAUCUCUUGGCGACACAGAUCCAGACACUGCGACCGGUCUAGAGGGAGAUGUGGAAGCGCGAUGUUUUCAACGAGAUUCUCCUAGGGACCAGCUUGUGGUUACCCUCUUUUUAUUGACUAUCCUCGGACUGUUACUUAGUGUCAGCAUUAAAAACCGCAUGCUCAAGGCCGGUGUGGAUUCUAGUACGGCAUGGUCUGCCAGCAGGCGCUGGUGGGAGGAAUGGCUACCGCGUAGGUAUUCUGAAGACCAUAACCUUCGUGAGCGUCCCACUGGCAAUGGCAGUCGGGGAAAUUACACAGAGAUAUCGAAUACGCUUCCCAUAUAGUUCUUUGAUAUGUACGAUUUGCAGUAGAUCCACGGUGAUGCCUUGCCUACACAUGUUUCCCUUAUAGAGCACAUUCAGGCGCCACAGUAGGCUGCGCU